CAGGGGCAGAACAAUGUUGCUCUCGCUGCUGCACAUCGGUCUCGCUGCGCGCUGCCGCACUCGGCCUCCAACGAUGCAAGCCUCGGGCUUGGAGGCGGAGCGGAACAAGGCCACCGCGCGACGAGGAGUCAUGGAGCGCUCCUUCCUGCAGCCCGGCACCGCACUAGUCGCCAUAGAACAGAAGCGGGCUGCCAACCCGAUUGGCUUCGGUGCAAAGGCUGCAGCCGCGCAGGUCAAGAAGAAGAAGAAGACUAGGACAAAGGGUUCGCGGGCGCGACCGCUCUCGGCGCUGGCCACCGAGCUAAAGGCGUCAGGCGUGGUUCGAAUCGACGGCGCGCUCUCGCCGGCGCUGGUGGAAGAGCUGCGUGAGUUUGUAGACGCGGAGCGCGUCCAGGCCACCGCCGACGUCAAGGCCGGCCGCUGCGAUCAAAAGGCUCGCUUUGCCGACCUCGUCUUGCUGGACAAGCGGUGUGAUUUGCUCCUUCCGCUCCACGGUCCUCCGAUCGCGGCGCUGCAGGAACUGCUCGGCGAGGGCUCUGUCCUCGGCCCGCUGCUGCAGGAGGUGGUGGGCGAGGCGGGAGUGCUCCAGGAGCUCGCCUGCCUCACCUCGGAGCCGGGUUCGGCGCAGCAGCCCCUGCACCCGGACACGCCGUGGACGCCGAUCCCCUCGGCGUACACGGCCUUCAUCGCGCUGCAGGACGUGGACGUGGAGAUGGGGCCCACACUCUACCUGCCUGGAACGCAGACCAAAGAGGCGCACACGUCCUUCUUCGGCGGCGACCUCAGCUUGGGCAACGCGGGUGUCUCGGGCGUGCGGCGGCCGCCCAUCCCCGAGGAGUUCCUCCGCUCGCGCGAGGUGAAGCUGGGAUUGCUCAAGGCUGGCGACCUAGCACUGUACAAUCAGCAGACGCUGCAUUGCGGCUCCGCCAACGAGAGCCGCGACAAGGUGCGCCGCCAGUUUUACAUCUCGAUGAAGAACCCGCUCGCGCAGUCGAAGCUCUGUGCGAGCUUGCGACCCGCGUUCCGGAACAAGCUCACCCUGGGGGCCAUGAAGGACGAGCUCGCUGCGCUGAACGGCAGGAGGACGCGUGUCGACGAGGGGGGCGGACGCGGCUUGUUCGGCAAGCUCGACGAGGUGGACGCGCUCGAGGUACGGGACACGGAAGGUGCCGUCCAGAUUCGUUUUGGCGACGAGGGCAGCCAGCUGGGGUCCGAAUACGAAAUCAUAUGAGGCUGCCGCGGGCCGCAGCGUCCGCAACCGCAUCUCCGCAUGUCAACGUGUGUAUCACGGCCAGCCAAUAGUUCUUUUUCUCCGC
Molecule: messenger RNA, 1316 nt
Organism: Emiliania huxleyi CCMP1516
Lineage: Eukaryota; Haptophyta; Isochrysidales; Noelaerhabdaceae
Exons: 5
Coding region: 14-1231 (405 amino acids)
Source: RefSeq, a predicted model, not a curated record